Arabidopsis lyrata subsp. lyrata is the source of this 984-nucleotide messenger RNA. RefSeq lists its product as uncharacterized. The record is from RefSeq and is a predicted model, not a curated record. NCBI's taxonomy places the organism in Eukaryota, Viridiplantae, Streptophyta, Magnoliopsida, Brassicales, Brassicaceae. The transcript has 3 exons. Bases 164 to 802 code for a protein of 212 amino acids.
CGACUAAAAGCGAGUGCGGUGUUUAAUGAUGGGUUUGUCACCAACUUUACAUUUUCUUACCAACGAAGAAGAAGCCAAAAAAAGCAAACAAUAAAAUUGGAGAAGAAAGAUAUUUAAAAAAAAAAAAAAAAAGUCAGCAUCUUUGGAGUUGGAAGUGAGAGAGAUGGAGAGGAGAAAGGUUGUGAUGUGUGGUGUCUUAUUUCUUCUUGGUUUAUUAUCAGCUGUUACUGCCUUCGCCGCUGAAGCUACUCGAAUCAAGAGAUCUCAGGUCAAGGUUACUGUUUCGGAUUCAAUCAAAAAAUGCACUUAUCCAAGAAGUCCAGCUUUUGAUCUCGGCUUCACUUCAGCUCUCUUUCUGUUGAUGGCUCAGAUAAUAGUCAGCGUCUCAAGCGGUUGUUUUUGUUGUAGAAAAGGUCCUGCUCCUUCGAGGUCUAAUUGGAUUAUCUCCUUAAUCUGCUUUGUUGUUUCCUGGUUCACUUUUGUAAUAGCUUUCCUCGUGCUGCUUACUGGAGCUGCACUCAACGAUGAACACACCGAGGAAUCAAUGAAUGCUGGUACCUACUUUUGCUACAUUGUGAAACCAGGCGUUUUCUCUACCGGCGCUGUGCUUUCGCUUAUUACUAUUGCCCUUGGGAUUGUCUACUAUUUGUGUUUGACUUCAAGUAAGCAAAAUGUUGCUGCCACAACGACGGGCGCAAACCAAGGAACAGGAAUAGCAAUGGGGCAGCCUCAGAUUCCAGAGAGAGUAGAAGAUCCCGUCUUUGUUCAUGAGGAUACUUACAUGAGAAGACAGUUCACUUAAAAACAGACAAGGCUUGCUUGUAAAAACACUUUAGGUUUAGGAGAAGAUUUAGACAAAAGGAUUAAAGGAUUUGUGUUUGAUUAUCUUUGUGAUUCUUGUAUGUGAGAUCAAGACUUAAGAGUAUGAAACUUUGUAUGAUUUAUUGACUGAAGUGGAAAUCCUUGAGAACCACAAAAACGUCA